GUUGGGGGGGGAAGACCAGGAACAGAUCCUCCCGCCUCCAGCACCGAGGGGGGCGGGGCCUAGCGCGGGAGGCGGAAGCGGGGCUGCCCCAGCUAAGAUGGCGGCGGGGGGCGGGUCCCGGAAGUGACGAUGACUGCUCCCAGCCCGGCUGCAGCAUGGUGGAGAAGAAGGUGUCAGUGCGGUCCCAGGACCCCGGCCAGCGGCGCAUCCUGGACCGGGCCACCCGGCAGCGCCGCCUGAACCGCCAGCUGGAGGCGCUGGAGAACGACAACUUCCAGGACGACCCCCACGCCAACCUGCCCCAGCUGGUGAAACGCCUGCCCCAGUUCGACGACGACGCCGAGACAGGGAAGAAGAAGAAGAAGACCCGGGGAGAUCACUUCAAACUCCGCUUCCGGAAAAACUUCCAGGCGCUGCUGGAGGAGCAGAACCUGAGCACCAGCGAGGGCCCCAACUACCUGACGGCCUGUGCGGCCCCCUCCAGCCUGCCCCAGCGCCACUUCUGCGCCGUCUGCGGCCUCCCCUCCCACUACACCUGCGUCAGCUGUGGGGCGCGCUACUGCUGCGUGCGCUGCCUGGGCACCCACCAGGAGACCCGGUGCCUGAAGUGGACGGUUUAGCUCUGCCUGGGAUCCUGGAUCUUCACCCCAAGCCUGGGGGCCCCCGAUCCUGAUGUUCUGGGGAGCCCUGGACCUGCCUGUCAAUAAAUAUUCCAUCCCCUA
Messenger RNA from Chrysemys picta bellii (western painted turtle), 722 nucleotides. The record is from RefSeq and is a predicted model, not a curated record. Lineage: Eukaryota; Metazoa; Chordata; Testudines; Emydidae.